AUGUCUUUCAUCUUGACCGCAUCUUCCGCCGCCGCUACCUUUGCUGUCAACGAUACACGAUCGGCCACUCCUCUUCCACCUACCAACUCGCUUCGUAUCCUCAUUGUCGACGACAAUCAUGUCAACCUUAUGGUUCUCAGCAUGCUCCUCAAGCGCCGUUUUGGCCAUGCCCUAGCGCGUCCGCCCGUCAGCCUUGACAGCGGUCUCAAGGCACUGCAGUUGCUUCGCACCCAGAUCUUUGAUCUCAUCUUCAUGGACAUCGAGAUGCCCUAUCUCAACGGUGUCGAGUGCACUCGUCGCAUCCGAGCUGGUGAAGAUGGUAUCCUCGCUGCCAAUCGCAAUGCACACGUCGUCGCUGUCACCACCAAGGUAGGCGCCGAGCCCGCUUCGCUCUAUCGACACGUAGGCAUGGACGGCAUGAUCAGCAAACCCGUCCGCUUUCAGAAUUUCCAACAGUACAUCUGCCCUCUUUCCAUCGAAGCAUCCGAGGCCAAAAGUUACGUCACUCCAGUGCUUGUUGGCACCGAUCAUGUCUUGCCCCCGCUCCCUCCCAUUGACCUUGAGCAUCGGCUCUUCUUUGUGCCCACCGCCAACGGAGGCGUUGUCGUCAAGUCCAAGUCAUCUGGUCGCGACUGCAGCUCACCUGAGCCUGAAUACCCGGACGCCAAUCAGUUCGCGGCUAUGCUCAAGGCGCAAACGUCCAAGUCGCUGCGUGACCGCAAGGUACUCUCAAUCUUGCGCUCCACCACGCUUUCUGAACCACGCAGGUCGUUGUUCAACUCGCCUAGGUCCGAGCAUCUUGGAGCAAUGCAUUCCAGUGUGAAGUCCAGCGCCGACGUUCCGGCAGAUGCUGUAGCUCGUAGUCGCGUCGAGCGUCGAGUCCAGACUAGCGAGCUUCGUGAUUUCCGCGAUAGCUUCCAGGACUUUGCGCUCACGUUUCAGUCACCGACACUCUCUUUUGAGGGCCUCGUCGAUCGCGAAACGCGCGAACGCGAACGUGAUGGCAACGUUGGAAGGUGUGCACCUGCUCCAGUCAGGCCCGUGCCGAUUCAUCGUAUCAGUUCGCCUGCGUAUUUGCUGGACGGCUCGCCCAUCAGCCGCGUUCGUGCCGAACCAGCAAUGAGCUCCAAUCCGGAGCUUGUGCCCAGUCACGCUGUGGGUCCUGACAUUCGUCCGUUGCCGCUCAAGCGACCUCGAUGCAAUGACUCGGACGGUUCGGCAUCCGGUCCUACUGAAUGCACUUACGGCGCUGAACACACCGCUUCGUCGUCCUCGGCUGGGUCUAUCACGCGGGCCUUGUCGGACUACACGUGCAUCACUCAACGCUCUACCUCGCUCGAGCUUCUGAGCAGCUUCAGCAGUCAUCGUACUACGAGCCCGUCAUCUUCGGUCACCACGCCAGUGUCCUCUCCUGCUGACAUGGAAUAUCUGAGCGAUGGCAAGGUCGACGAUGAAAUGCGCAAGGCAAUCUUCAGUCCUUAUACGGAUGAUAUGUUGCUGCCACGCGUGCCUGGUCUUGGAUACUUGGAUGCGACUAGUCUCUCCUCGUUUCCGCCUCUGUCAAAGCAAUUUAUGUCGCUUCAAAACAGUCCGGGCAUCCUGAUCUGCGAUGCUGAUGGCGAGGCCGACGACAGCAAGUCGGCUCUUCGAGGCGACAUCUGUCCAGGCAUGGAGACACUUGAUCUGGACCAACAUUCGCAAACUCACUAG
Ustilago hordei is the source of this 1710-nucleotide messenger RNA. RefSeq lists its product as uncharacterized. Bases 1 to 1710 code for a protein of 569 amino acids. Gene Ontology annotation, biological process: phosphorelay signal transduction system. The transcript has a single exon. NCBI's taxonomy places the organism in Eukaryota, Fungi, Basidiomycota, Ustilaginomycetes, Ustilaginales, Ustilaginaceae. The record is from RefSeq and is a predicted model, not a curated record.